Molecule: messenger RNA, 1560 nt
Organism: Mesorhabditis spiculigera
Lineage: Eukaryota; Metazoa; Nematoda; Chromadorea; Rhabditida; Rhabditidae
Source: the annotation of a GenBank genome assembly
AUGAAACCAGGUCUACAGCUUUGGCUUUUAAUUCUCUUCGGUCUCUACCAACUUCAUUCCGCGAAGAGGCACAAGCACAAGUCAUGUAAACGCACCGCCUUCAACCGGCACACCACCAACUACCAGGCAUGGCGGGAGCAGAUGACGGUGUGCGACCUGUUGGACGAGUACGACUCGGCGGUGCGCCCGAGUGGGAGAAGCCCACUCAAUGGGAAUACAAAAGGCCCAGUCAUCGUCACGACCAGCCUGAACAUCCGCUCAAUUUCUGCGGUUUCCGAGAAGAAUAUGGAAUUCGUCGCGCAAUUCCGCUUCCGCCAGGAGUGGUACGACGACCGGUUGAGGUUUACGGAACCGGAACCGGAGGAUACUGGGAAGAGAUCCAAUAGUAUGUCAAACGGGAAUUGGCGGCGUGAGGAGUUCAUUAAUGUGGCGCGGGAUCAGCGGCUCUGGAUCCCGGACACGUUCUUUCAGAAUGAGCGGAAUGGGUGGUAUCAUGACUUGGAUCAGGAAAACCGCUUCGUCAAAAUCCGCUCGGACGGCCGUAUCUUCUACGAUCGUCGCCUCACGCUCCAUCUAUCAUGCUCGAUGUCCCUCAUUAGAUACCCGAUGGACGUCCAGAAUUGUGUCGUCGACUUUGCUAGCUACGCCUACACAACGCAGGAUAUCCAGUACGAGUGGGACGAUCCGCCUGUUAAACUUCACGAGGGUGCGAAUGGUGCUCUGCCCAACUUUGAUAUCACUUCCUUCAAAAAUGCUUCUUGCCACUCGAGCACCAAUACAGGAAACUACUCCUGUCUACGCGUCGAGCUGCGCCUCUCACGGGUCUUUUCCUUCUUCUUGCUUCAAUUGUAUAUACCGUCGUCAAUGUUGGUGGGCGUGGCCUGGGUCUCCUAUUGGAUCGACUGGAAAUCGACGGCAGCCCGAGUCCCGCUGGCGAUCAUCACGCUCCUGAGCAUGAUCACCACCUCGCACGCCAUCAACUCCAACCUGCCGCCCGUCUCCUAUGCAAAGUCGCUGGAUAUCUGGGUCGGGGCUUGUGUUGUGUUCAUCUUCUUCUCGCUGAUCGAAUACGCUAUUGUAAAUUAUAUGGGUAUCGUCGACGAGCAUAGACAAAUGAGAAAAGCGGCCUGCAACCGGAGUCGCCUCUCAAAUGUGCUCGACAAUAAUAUGUACAUGCAGAAUUGUGAGCAGCUGAGCCCGACGUCAGCCGGCUUUAGCCCGCAGGAGAAAAAGCGUCUUCUGCGCCGGAAAAGACAUAAGAAUAUGGAGUUGGAGUUACGAGAGGAAGAGGAAGGAAUUAUGGAGGGCAUCGAGCUGACGGAACGUCGCCCACCCCAAGCAGCCGUUUCCGGACCGGAGGGAUGGACAUUUCAGGACACCACCGAGAUGGUCUACUACGGGCAGCGGAAGAGGGUGGAGCUGGUCAGGUGGUGCAGCGUCUUGUCGAAGCGAGGACGCGCCGAACGGAUCGAUAUUAUUGCUAGAAUCAUCUUCCCCCUCGCCUUCUUCAUGUUCAACGUCGCCUACUGGAGCAUCUAUCUCGACAACCCGGAUGCUGAU